AUGUUAGAUGCUCGUCGAAGAAUAGCCGAUCAAAAGAGAAAAGAAGUACUAAAAUUGAAUGAUAAAGUAGUUUUAACUUUACUUGAUGUGGCUCGAUUUCUUAGUAGACAAUCAUUGGAUUUUCAGAGAAAUGCAACUUCUGAAGGAAACUUUGUUGCAGCUGUAAAUAUGAUGCGUCGUCGUGAUCCAGUACUUGAUCGGUGGUUUAAAGAUUGUAGUUUACGACCAUAUCACAGUAAUUAUCUUCAUCAUAAUUCACAAAAUGAAUUUAUUGAGUUACUGGGUAGUGCUGUUCUUAAAUCAAUUAUAAGUGAUAUUAAUGAUGCGCCAUUCAUUUCAGUUAUGACUAAUUCAACUAUGGACGCAUCGCAUAAAGAAAUUUAUACAAUUGUUGUUAGAUUUGUCAAGAAUUUUAUGGUACAAGAACGAAUAAUAACUGUGGUCGAGUUAAAUUCAAAGGUAGGUCAAGAUAUUUGUGAACAUAUUUUAGAGCAGCUGAAAAACUGUGGUAUUCCAACUGAAAAAGUCAUUGCUCAAUCAUACGAUAAUGCUUCGAACAUGUCCGGUAAAAAUAUGGGAGUUCAAGCGUGCUUAAAAAUAAUGAACACUCUCAACAAAUUAUCGGGAUGUAAUAUUGAAACAAACACUGGAGAAACAGCUAAGAAUCUUCUCAACAAAUUAUGUUCUUUUAAUUUUUAUACAAUAUUACUUUUUUUUUUAAAUUUAAUGGCAUCAACUAAUACUUUAAUCAUUCAUUUACAAAAACCUGAAAUGGAUAUUCUAGCAACAAUUGAUAUAAUUGGAGAUACAAUUCAUCUUCUUCAACGAAUGUAUAACGAUGAUAUGGCUCUUAAUGCUAUUAUUGAACCUUUACCACUUGGUCUUCUUCAAAAUGAUCGUUCAACAUUGACAACUAACGAAUGGACUCUUCUUUCGAAUUUUCUUCAUGCAUUUGAUGAGCAGAAGUCUUACACACGAAUUCGAACUUCUCUUAAUGAUUUGUGUUCAUUACCACCCAAAUUACGUUUGAAGCCGUCCGAAAUCGUGAACCUUCUUCGUGAGCUGUAUGGUAGUGUUGGACCACUUAUGGAACGUUCAUCAGAUUUUCAUUCUUUAUCGGUUAAUACACGUCAAGUUCUAGUUAAGCAUAAUUUAUACAUAACUUGCGUGAUGAAUGGACUUUUUUUGUGUCGUGAGCUGAAUGUAUUCGAUAAUAUGGCUGUUUUCAAUUCUUAUAAUCAACUAUCAGGACCUGAAUAUAUGAUAGAAUGUCGUCGAAAUAUUGCACAAUUUGAUUCAAAUGGGACUAUUAUUAAAAUCUUUAUAUUCAUAAUAGCUUUUUCAAGUAACUACUCAAUUGUUACAUAUGAUAAACAAGUAGACAUUUCAAUUAUAUCAAACUCAAUCAAUCUUGUUGCUAUUCAGAAUGUAUAUGUCACGAUGUUAUGGAAAUAUUUAAUAUAUUUUUAUGGAUUUAGGGAAGCAAUACUUCGAUUCACUCGUCUUGUAAAAAAUAGUCUAAAUUUAAUUACCAUGGUUAAUUCGAUGCCUCGAAACGAAACUCGUAACCGAAUGCGUGAUAAAAUUCUUAUGGACACACAGCGUACAUUGGUGAUCGACGGUUGA
Rotaria sp. Silwood2 is the source of this 1626-nucleotide messenger RNA. NCBI's taxonomy places the organism in Eukaryota, Metazoa, Rotifera, Eurotatoria, Philodinida, Philodinidae. The record is from the annotation of a GenBank genome assembly.